Molecule: messenger RNA, 717 nt
Organism: Malassezia japonica
Lineage: Eukaryota; Fungi; Basidiomycota; Malasseziomycetes; Malasseziales; Malasseziaceae
Product: lysophospholipase
Exons: 2
Coding region: 1-717 (238 amino acids)
Biological process (GO): protein depalmitoylation
Cellular component (GO): cytoplasm
Molecular function (GO): carboxylic ester hydrolase activity; palmitoyl-(protein) hydrolase activity
Source: RefSeq, a predicted model, not a curated record
AUGGCCGCCGCCCUGAAGACGCUCGUUGUGCCGCCGACUGCCGGCGGCUUCCCUAGUGCUACGGUUUUCCUGAUCCAUGGACUCGGUGACACGGCGCAGGGAUGGGUAGACGUCGCGCGCAUGCUUGGCCAGCAGCAGGCGCUGCAGCAUGUGCGCUUCGUCCUCCCGACCGCCCCGCUGCAGCCGGUGACGCUCAACAUGGGCAUGAAGAUGACGUCGUGGUUCGACAUUUAUACGCUCACCGACAUUGAAAAGGACGAGGACGAGGCAGGCCUCAUGCGCAGCACAAGCCUCAUCCGCGACCUCGUCAAGCAGGAGAUCGACGGCAGCGCGCCGGGCCUCAACGGCCACGGCGUGCCGAGCAACCGCAUCGUCGUCGGCGGCUUCUCGCAGGGCGGCGCGAUCGCGCUGCUUGCGGGACUUACGUCGCCGUCGCCGAUCGCGGGCGUCGUGGCGCUUUCGACGUGGAUGCCCCUCCGUGCCAAGAUCGAGGCGAUGCGCACCAGCCAGGAGCUGUUCCCGGUAUUCCAGGCACACGGCACCGCGGACCAGAUCGUCAACUAUGAGUUCGGCAAGGCGACGCACGAGGGCCUGCGCACCCAGCUCGGCUUCGGCAAGCUUGCCGAGUUUCACGAGUACAAGGGCAUGAUGCACUCGGCCUGCCCAGAGGAGAUCCGCGACCUGGGCCAGUGGCUCGAGCGUGUCGUGCCGAUCUGA